Dromaius novaehollandiae (emu) is the source of this 472-nucleotide messenger RNA. RefSeq names its product cocaine- and amphetamine-regulated transcript protein. Gene Ontology annotation, biological process: negative regulation of appetite; positive regulation of MAPK cascade; cellular response to starvation. The coding region runs from base 1 to 336 and encodes 111 amino acids. The transcript is spliced from 3 exons. The record is from RefSeq and is a predicted model, not a curated record. Lineage: Eukaryota; Metazoa; Chordata; Aves; Casuariiformes; Dromaiidae. Gene Ontology annotation, molecular function: neuropeptide hormone activity.
AUGGAGAGCUGCCGGCCGCUGGCGCUGUGCGCGCUGGCCGCCGCGCUGCUGCUGGGCGCCCGCGGGCAGGGGCCGCCCGAUCCGCCGCGCCGCGCCCGCGACCUGGGCCCCGGCGGCGGCGGCGCCUCCCACGAGAAGGAGCUGAUCGAGGCGCUGCAGGAGGUGCUGGAGAAGCUGAAGAGCAAGCGGAUCCCGCACUACGAGAAGAAGUUCGGGCAGGUCCCCAUGUGCGACGCCGGGGAGCAGUGCGCCGUGAGGAAGGGGGCCCGCAUCGGGAAGCUCUGCGACUGCCCCCGCGCGACUUCUUGCAACUCUUUCCUCCUCAAGUGCCUGUAGGCGAGGCGCCCCGCGACACACCGGCGGGCGCGCAGGGACCUCAAUUUUCCUCGCUUCGAAGUGCUGGCCUGGGGCCGCGGCGGCAGCUCCCUGCGGCUUCUUAUUCCGAGAAAAGCAGUUAGAAGUCCUCGUGUUG